This is a messenger RNA of Symbiodinium sp. CCMP2456, 195 nucleotides long. The record is from the annotation of a GenBank genome assembly. NCBI's taxonomy places the organism in Eukaryota, Dinophyceae, Suessiales, Symbiodiniaceae.
AUGAAGUCCUGGCGUGCAUUGAUCCUGGCGAUGGUCGCGUUCAUGCUUGCCGGCCAUCUGCAGGGCUGCGAAGAAGACGAGGGAGACACCAUGCCUGUUGGAGGCGGAGCUGGCGACGAUGGCCACGGCCACGAUCACGAUCACGACCAUAAUCACAGCCAUGAUGACAACGACAGCCAUGAUCAUGAUCAUAAU